AUGGGGCUGGUACUAAGGCAGAAGCCACACAAGUCAAGCCUUGAAAUUCACGGCGAUGACAAUGAGAUUUUGAGAGUUUUGAAUGCGCACAGACAUUCUAAAAUAUUAUGCGAUGUCAAGUUGAUGGUAGAUGGUCAAGAAUUUCCAGCUCAUAAAGGAGUUCUCGCGGCUAAUAGCAACUUCUUUCUAGCCAUGUUUACAACGGAAAUGAUGGAGAAAGACAAAACAACCGUCAGUGUGGAGAGUGUUAGCGCAGCGGCCAUGGAAAGGCUUCUAGAAUACAUGUACACUGGACAGAUUCAGAUCCACGUUGAAAAUGUUCUUGAGUUGUUAGAAGCGUCCAAUUUUCUUUUCAUGGAAAAAGUGAAGGGAGCCUGUUGUCAGUUCCUAGAGAGCAUCAUGGACGUUGAAAAUUGUUUGGCAAUUUUCUCGAUUGCUGAUGUUUAUUCCUGUUAUGGCCUGCGUGGGGCUGUCAUGCAAUACAUUAACCAAACGUUUACCGAACUUGCUAAAUCAGAAACGUUUUUGAAGCUAGGCAAGAAAGAUGUCAUUAGGUUUUUGUCAAGUGAUGACAUUCAGAUUGAAAACGAAGGACAGCUACUGGAUAUCGCACUGAACUGGAUAAAUCACGACCCCGAACGUAGGGCAAGCUGCAUUAAUGACCUUCUAGAAAUGCUUCGCUUGCCCUAUAUACAUCAAUCGCACUUUCAAGUUAAAUUGGACCAAUUUAAUGAACACCAUAGGCGAGAUGGCAAGAAAAUAACAGCAUGGAAUAAUAAUACUUGGAAGACGAAUGCGAGAAAAUCCUACCGUCGCGUUGAAGUGAUUGUGGUAACAGGUGGUUGUGAUAGAGGAACCAUCCUCGACAGCGGAAUUUGUUUCAUCCCUGCUGUGCAAAAGUGGACGCAAAUACCAAACAUGCAAGUUCCUCGGUGGAGGUAAAGUUAACUUUGCUAGAUUUCUCAUUUGUUCCUUUAUUGUCAAAUUAAAGGAAGGUUCGAGUAACUCUAUUUCUGUACGUAGACGAGCAACCACGACACCCCAGAGGAAUGAGUACGAGUUUAAUAACCUCAAAUCCAAAAUUUGGGGCGGCGUAUUUUAAUAAUGUAAUAGAUUCAGCUUAUUGAAAUUAACAUACAUUAAUUCCGAAUUUUUAUUAAAAGUUGUAGUUCGCAACCUCCGUUCGACAUUCGCCUUUCGCCAUUCUCUCCUACAACCUUUUUUGAAAAAGCUGUAUAUUUAAACAAAUUUGCCUAAUAUUUCGCUUUAAAAACAAACCUUCUUUACGGGCUAAAAGGAAAAUGAAGAUAAAACUAAAAGUCGGUCUUUAAAAUAAAAGUUUGAAAAUAUGAAAUAAGAACAAUAGAUAGUCAUUGGUGUAGGAGACUAGGUAGUAUCGCAUAUCAACGAGCUUCGUCACGUCAAUUCAGUAAUUAUUCCUAGAGGAGAUAAUGUGUUCCCUUUGUGUAUUAAAUGAGCCUCCCUAGCCUUUCUGACUGCGUCACGGUUGCUGCGUAUAAGUUCAAGUGGAGGGGAGGGGGCCGGACAAUACCCACUGACAAGCGUAAGCCUAGAUUACUGCAUUGAAAGUUGUGAAAUACAAAAAAAAUUCUCUGGAGUAGUCUCUCCCCCCUCCCUGACCUGACUGGAGGCUGAAAAUUUAAAAGCUCAAUAUAAUGAACUAAGAGAGUUAUGUCAUUUCUUAAUCCAUCGUUGUUUGUUUCCUUCCUUUAAAGGCAUCAAAUGGUGGCCUCAAACGACCACAUAUUUGCCAUCGGUGGACUGAGAGAUGUUUGUAUCAAGGGUCCUGUGAUUCCUUUCGCAGAGACAUUCAAUGGUGAAACCAACUCAUGGGCCCGUGUCACACACCAGCCAGCCAUACAUGACGUGGAAUUUGACUCAUUCUGUGCAGCCUCCAUUGAGAGCGGAGUGUUACUGGUGGGAGGAGUGGACCUCAGAACAAACCGCUGUACUUCCCGGGUCUCCUGUGUUCAAUUCAAUGAUGGCUGUUCAAACGUUUCACAGUUGUCACCGCUGAUAUUUCCCAGAGCUGGGCAUUGCCUUGUGACGUCAGGAGAACGCGCGUUUGCCAUUGGUGGAUUUCAAACUCCAUAUACACAUGGUAGACCAGACGGAAUUAGAAGUGUUGAAAGCUAUGAUAUACGGCAAGGUUAGAUUUUUAUACAUUACAGUCAGCGUUUUUUUUUGUAUAACAGGGGCGUGGCCAGGAUUUUUCCUCUGGUACGCACAAUUAAAGGAUUGAUGGUGAUCCCGAGGUGAGAACAACGCGUUCGAGCUUGCUAUCUGCGCACCAUUGUCCCACUUUCUCUCUAAACAGAUCAUUUUAUGAAUCAUGUCACUUCGCUAGAAACCAACAUUCAGAUGUGGAAAAAAGUAUGUUAUUAAGCUGAAACAUAUUUUAAAGAAACACUCAGGGUUAAAUGAGUUGAGUCAAACUUUGCUGUUUAAAAUAAUUUUCUUUUAUAUUAAAAGGCGUAUUGUUAUCAUCAUCAUUAUUGUUAUUACUGUUAUCUCUUUUAUUUUAUUAUUGUUAUUAUUAUUAUCUUCGACUUAUUCAGCUACGCCCCUGUAUAACACAUGCGUACCAAGCCAAAGAAUUGCAAAAAAAGUGUUGCUACCUUUCCUUAGCCUCGAAUUUACCACAAUUUGUUCUGAUGGCGCAUGGCAGACUGGCCAAACAGAAAACGAUGAAAAAAUAUCUCUUGGUGGUCUGCCAGAGUUAUGGAAGACACUCAUUGGUUUUGUACCUGUACCUUUCAAAAUUAUGUCGAACAUUCAGCUUUCUCUCAACCAAACAAACCACCUCCCUUUGGUUUUUGAUCGGCCGGGACUACAAGCUAGUUUUUUUAUUAGUUUUCUGUUUGUUUCUUAGAUGUUUGGAUUUGUGUUCAACCCAUGAAUGAACCGCGUCACUCUGCCGCUGCAGUAUCAUUGAAUGAUCAAAUCUUCAUCUGUGGGGGCUGUGAUGGAGAAAACGUGUUACAGUCAUGUGAAGUGUACGACACAAAACUCAACAAGUGGCAACACCUUCCUCCAAUGAAGAGCUCCCGGAUGAGACAUUCUGCCGUGGUGCAUGCCGGUAAGGUUUACGUAUUUGGAGGUGUGAGUGUUAACAGUGGAGGCAUUGCUUUGAAGUCUGUCGAAUGCUACCAUCCCGAAGAAAACCGCUGGACAAAAAUACCUGAUAUGCCAAAUGGCAGAUUAGAUCACCAGUCUCACAUUUGUAGCAUUAGAUACAAGUUCGUUUCUCAUGUUUUUGACGUGUCAUCAUGA
Porites lobata is the source of this 3294-nucleotide messenger RNA. The record is from the annotation of a GenBank genome assembly. NCBI's taxonomy places the organism in Eukaryota, Metazoa, Cnidaria, Anthozoa, Scleractinia, Poritidae.